Molecule: messenger RNA, 2020 nt
Organism: Ochotona princeps (American pika)
Lineage: Eukaryota; Metazoa; Chordata; Mammalia; Lagomorpha; Ochotonidae
Gene: ARK2N
Product: arkadia (RNF111) N-terminal like PKA signaling regulator 2N
Exons: 5
Coding region: 624-1838 (404 amino acids)
Biological process (GO): ubiquitin-dependent protein catabolic process
Molecular function (GO): ubiquitin protein ligase activity
Source: RefSeq, a predicted model, not a curated record
CGGUUUCCCAUCGACAGGGGAGGCAUUUUCUGGAAGGGAGUUGCCGGAACCGAAGGAGGGAGCGCGGGAAAGCAGCCCGGGAAGCCGGUGCCAGCGCGUACGGCCGCCCUGCAGCGGGAGGAGCGCGCGGCCGCUGCCGCCAGAGGGCGCUGUCCGGCUCCCCGCGACCCCGGCCUCCGCCUCCCUCCCCGGGGACCGUCGCCGCAGCGGCCGCUCUAGCCGGCCGGCGCGGGCUCUGUGGUUCCGGGCGGAAGUGAGGAGCGCGGCGGAACGGCCUCUGGUGACAUUUUCUUGGGGCGGCGCGGACGACUGAAGGGACUUGGCGGCUGCGGAGGCGGUGGGCUUCCCUGUGUCCGCGGCGGGGCCCUCUGGCUGCGACCCCCCUCUGCUCGCUGCCGGGGGCUCGUGCCGCCGAGGAGGAGCAGGCGGCGGUGGGCCGUCUCGUCCCGAGUGACCGCGGCCGGAGCUGGGGUGGGAGAGGGAGAGGCUCCCGGCCGGAGGGUCGUCGCCGUGUGCCCCGACGGGGAGGAGGAGGCGGCGGCCCGGAGCGCAGGUUUCUUUCCUGUUGCAUCUUUGAUAUCAUUUCCUAGACUUUGCUCCAUGAUUUGAUUUGAAAUUCUGAAAUGAAGAUGGAGGAGGCAGUGGGAAAAGUUGAAGAACUCAUUGAGUCCGAAGUCCCACCAAAAACAUCUGAACAAGAGACAGUCAAGGAGGAAGCAGGUUCUGUGGAACUGGAUUCUCAAGUUCCGAAAGACAGUGUGACGGAUUCUACAGUUCUCUCUUCCAUGCCCUGCUUGUUGAUGGAACUGAGAAGGGACUCUUCGGAGUCUCAGUUUGCAUCGACAGAGAGUGACAAGCCGACAACCGGCCGUGUGGAUGAGAGUGACUCUUCUAAUCACUGCAUGCUUUCCCCUUCUUCUAGCGGCCACCUGGCUGAUUCAGACACAUUGUCUUCUGCAGAGGAGAAUGAACCAUCCCAGGCGGAGACAGCAGUGGAAGGAGACCCUUCAGGAGUGUCUGGUACCACGGCUGGGCGCAAGUCUAGGCGGUCUCGCUCUGAAAGUGAGACAUCUACUAUGGCUGCCAAGAAAAACCGGCAAUCCAGUGAUAAACAGAAUGGCCGAGUUGCCAAGGUCAAAGGUCAUCGGAGCCAAAAGCACAAGGAGAGAAUCAGACUACUGAGGCAGAAGCGGGAAGCUGCUGCGAGGAAGAAGUACAACCUGCUGCAGGAUAGUAGUACCAGUGACAGUGACCUGACUUGUGACUCCAGCACAAGCUCAUCUGAUGAUGAUGAAGAGGUUUCAGGGAGCAGCAAGACAAUCACUGCAGAGAUACCAGAUGGACCUCCAGUUGUAGCUCAUUAUGAUAUAUCUGACACCAGCUCUGACCCAGAAGUGGUAAAUGUGGACAAUUUAUUGGCGGCUGCAAUAGUUCAAGAGCACACUAAUUCUGUAGGCGGCCAGGACACAGGAGCUACCUGGAGGACCAGCGGGCUUCUAGAAGAGCUGAAUGCAGAGGCAGGUCACUUGGAUCCAGGAUUCUUGACAAGUGAUAAGCCAUCUGCGGGCAGUGCACCCCUGAAUGAGGAAAUUAACAUUGCCUCUUCGGACAGUGAAGUAGAGAUUGUGGGAGUUCAGGAGCAUGCAAGGUGCGUUCAUCCUCGAGGAGGUGUGAUUCAAAGCGUGUCUUCAUGGAAGCGUGGUUCGGGGACACAGUACGUCAGCAGCCGGCAGGCACAGUCAUGGACUGCUGUGACCCCCCAGCAGACCUGGGCUUCGCCAGCAGAAGUGGUUGACCUCACUCUGGAUGAGGAUAGUAGACGUAAAUACCUACUGUGAUCCCAUGUCACUGUGUUUCUCUGCACUGCUCCCUCCCACUUCCUCCUCCUCUGUGUCACACGGAACUUCAUUGUCAUGGCUUCAGCUUCAGAAGCUGUUUGUGGCAUUUGUAGAAUUGAAAACUCAUGGAAAACCUCUUUCUCUAUUUUUUUUUAAUUAAAAGAAGUCACUUAGGAAGAUAA